AUGAAUUCUAAAAUUAUAAGAUAUUUUAUAUCCAAUUGCUUUGCUAAAAAUCAUCAUCUCCCAUUGGCACAACAGGAUCCAGAGAUCUUUCAUUUGAUCUCAGAGGCCUCCAAUCACAAAUGCAUUGAUUUUACAGAAACCCCCACUUCUUUGGCUGUCCAAUAAUCACUAGGAUCCAUGAUGUCAACCAAAUAUGCAUCAGGUUAUCCUGGAAAGAAAAACAAACCUGGAACUGAGAUUUAUGAUAAAAUAGAAUAGACUUGUUGGGAGAGAGCUCAAAAACUAUUUAAUCUAAACAACUUUAAUGUGAAUGUUCAAUUGCAAAGUGUUACGGCUGCUAAGCUGAUUGUGAGCAAGGCUUUGGUUAAACCUGGAGGUACGAUAUUAACUCGAGGGAAUACAGACACGAAAGCACUUGAGAAGUAUUAUAAUGUGAUUAAGAAUGACAAUUAUGAUGGUGAAAUUGAUUUGAUCAUUGACUCCAAACUUGAUCGAUUAGAUACUCUUAGGUCGGAGUACAAAAACACUACGCCUAUUCUUUUGGAUGUUACUGAAAAGGCUCCCUUCUAUGUUACCAAUCUCCUUGAGGAGGAGUCGAAAUUGUUAUAGCAGUACCAAUUCAUCGUAGUCAACACUCAAAGGUAAUUCUAUUGAUGUGAGUCUCAGUUUGCUGGGUCCCAAAGGCUGCCUACUAUUUUCAGACAAGGCGUAUUCUGAGGAGGUCGAUGAGGCAUGUUACCCUGGUUAUCAAUCUGGUCCUCAUUUCCACACUAUUACAGGCAUCACUGUGAGUUUGGGAGAAAUUUAACAUGCCGAAUACCAAACGUUAUUUAAAUAGGUGAAAGGCAAUUGUGCUGCUUUGAAAAGGCAAUUGAAAUUGAAAGGUAUCAUAAGGGAAUUUAAUUAGAAUUCCCAUUGAUCGAGACAUCAGGAACUUGUGUUAGUAUAGAAGCGAGUUAGGAAGAUUCAAAAAAGUUAGAGUUAUCUUAGAUUUAUGCACACUUUAGAGAGUCCAGAUUGGAUUUCAAGUGAGAUUUUUUUGAAGAAUAUUUUUAGUUUGAUCCCAUUGACUUAUAAGGGAGUUAAGCAAGAUGCCAUUCCAAAGUUGGCAGAGUGUUUGGGACUUGCUUUAUACCAUUCGAGACAUGGUAAGUUUUUAUAAGAUGAAAAUAACUCUUUGUGGGAAAGAGAGUUGGAGGGAUCAAUGAAUGAAUUUUAUUCUAUGAUCUGAAUUAAAUGAAUGUACAGUUUAG
Molecule: messenger RNA, 1253 nt
Organism: Paramecium octaurelia
Lineage: Eukaryota; Ciliophora; Oligohymenophorea; Peniculida; Parameciidae
Source: the annotation of a GenBank genome assembly